This is a messenger RNA of Jaminaea rosea, 3568 nucleotides long. RefSeq lists its product as hypothetical. Gene Ontology annotation, molecular function: protein serine/threonine kinase activity; ATP binding. Gene Ontology annotation, biological process: protein phosphorylation. The transcript is spliced from 4 exons. Gene Ontology annotation, cellular component: cytoplasm. Lineage: Eukaryota; Fungi; Basidiomycota; Exobasidiomycetes; Microstromatales. The record is from RefSeq and is a predicted model, not a curated record. Bases 175 to 3342 code for a protein of 1055 amino acids.
CCGCCCGUAAAGGUCGAAAGGAGGGGAGCAAGACGUCUGAGCCCCACCGCCCAGAUCGUUUGCCAUCAUGCCUCACCAACCUGGCAUUCGACAACGUCGUCAAGGUGCUGCUGGUGCUCUUCCCCCUCUUCAUCUCAUCACCUCCUAGCCCCUCGCCUGGCGGGGAUUAACGUCAUGCCUACUCGAUCGUCGACCGCAAUCCCUCAAAAGGCAUCCCAUUCGUCCACGACGAAAGUCUUUGCUCUCCCUUCUCGUCACUCACCUCAGUCCAAGCGGACAUCGACGACAUCCUCUGGCGUCCUAGCAACCAUCAUGUCCGCCACCGGCUUGCUGCCAACCGUCAUUGCGGCCAAGGAGAGUCAUACCCAGGGUCCCUCGCCCAUUCCUUCGCCCAAGGUCGAUCCGCCAGUUGAUGCGCUGCAAUUGCCUUUGCCUCCUCUGGAUCUUCACUUUACCCUCACGCCGUCGACCGCCGCGCAGCAGCUUUUACGCUACUCUCGACAUGGGUCCCUCUUUGACGCAAAACCUGCGCAGGUUGGCAAGGGCGGCUUUGGCACGGUCUACCGCUUCGAGCGCGAUGAUGGUUUCACGCCCCCCGUGACUUUUGAAACCAGCUCGACCGCCUCCCCUGCUAUCGGUGCCAAUCACCUCAGCCCAGAGCAAGAUCACGGCUUGUCCCUGCCGGGCCCGUCGCCAGCCCUGACCACUGUCUCGCUCCCCGGUGAAGAUGGCGGAUCAGGGGAUAUUGGCCGACGAGCUCUCAAUCGCAGCCUGAGCAACCCAUCAACUGACCACAUAAUGCGUCCGGACUUUGGUGCAAGGCGUCAAGCCUCAACCGGCACUGUCCCAGCUGAUUCAGCUGUAAGUAACCGCCGCUCGGGCCCACCAGCCGUCAUCAUUGUCAAGGUGUGCCGGACGCCCGUGUCAGGCGCAUUCGACGAGAUGCCCAAGACGGGACAGGGCCGCUCCCUCGCCCACGCCGCAGAUGCUGCCCUAGCCAAGGGAGAUACAUCUGGCUUCCACACUCGAGUCGUAAGAGGAGAAGCUCGUCUCUUCCGCUUUUGCCAGAUUGUAUCGAAGCUCGACAAGCUCAGCUCGAACAAGACCGGCCUGGUGCGUCUACUUGCCGACUUGCCUUUCCCUGGCAAUGAGUCUCGCCCCGAUAUGACGGAUGCACAGAUGGAGGAGGAGACCGGGCCAGUUCCACGUCUGCUCGCCUUUGAACGUUUGGUGGAGCUGGACGCGCAGCUGACGUCGAAGGGCUGGCAAAAGAGGAAGAGGGAGUGGUCGCAUCGUGAGGUCGAGGAUGUCGCACGCGAUGUUGCUGCGGGGCUGGCUUUCCUUCACGCCAAUCAUAUUGUCCACGGCGACUUGAAGCCAUCCAACAUGAUGCGCGAUGCCCGCACGGGCGCAGCCAAGAUCAUCGACUUGGGAGCAAGUCGCCGCUUCGUCUGUGUCCCCAAUCUCUACAAGGAUUCGACCACCGCCGUCGAAGAAUUCGACCGCUUCCUCGAAGAAGGCACCGUCACACCUCAAGCGCCGCACAUGGUGCACACUGAAGGCCUCGGCUCUCUGACUGGCUCGCCCUUCUUCAUGGCACCCGAAGUUCUUCUUCAAGCAGGCCGCUACGUAGACCAUCGCCAUAUCUCUCGCUCCGUCCUUGACGACUACGUGCGCCACAAGGAGGCGUACUUUGCUCCUUCGCAGAUCCCGCUCUUCGAUGCGGCGUACAGCGACUUCAAGCGCGGAUGGGGCAUCAAGAGCGAUAUCUGGAGCUGGGCUUGCACGGUGCUCUCUCUCCUGCUUCGCUUGGCACCUCAUGAUCGUCGCAAGCCCUCGGACACGGUCUGCGCCUUCAGCUUCAAUUUCGAUGACUUGACCGACAUGACAGAGCCUCGUCAUCGCCUGCACAGAUGCGAGCACAACUUGCCGCGCUUUCAUGAGUGGGCGAGGCGCUUCCCACUGGUGUUGAUGAAGACUACUUUGGCCGGCGUCCCACUGCCACCCGAGACAGAGGGUCUCUCUCCCGCCUGCACCGAGAUGAUGCGCAUAGCCUUCCAGCACCAAGAUGCUCGCCCAACAGCCAACGCCAUCCUCAAAGCCCUCACCUCAGCCGGCAGCCGCAACUUGGCGUCGCACAAUACCUCAAAUCUCCUCGCAGCUCUCAAAGCACAACGUCGCACCUCGCUGACGCACACGCUGGGCGGCGGCGAUACGGACGGCAAUGUCUCUCACGCCUACUCGAUCCACAAUCGCGACGUGUCGGACAGCCGCAGCGUGAAGUCUUCCGCGGCGUCGAUCAAGUCCCAGAUGACGAUGAGCGACUGCUCGGCGCUGCAUCCUUGCUCAUUGCCUUCGCCUACGAGGCGCGACGGCAGCAUCGCCACGGACGAUGGAGAGUCGAUGCUCUGGAUCUCAGAGGCAGAUGUGGUCGAGCCACCCCCUGCGGCUGAUGCGGAGAUGGCUGAGGCCAAUCCGGCUGGGCAGCAGGCAGAGACCGCUACCCAAUCUGCCACGGCAGCAGCUCCCACAAGUGAGGCAGCGGAUGGCACCAAAGCCUCCCGCCGCAACUCGAUCAGUGCGGCCCUCAUGUCCAAGACGCGCAAUGCCGUCAAAGGUCUGUUGCCGAGCCACCAGAAGAGCAGGGAAGGGCUACGCCACGCCGCUGCUGCAGGUGCAGGCAGCGAGAUGUCCGACGGCGGGAGCGAAGGCGCUCGCACGACGCCCACGAUCCCACAGGGCAGCAGCCUGGGCACACCAGGCUCGGACGUCAAGCACACAGAUGAACGCCGUUUCUCCUCUCUACUGCGUGCAGGCGGCGGGCGUAAGUCGCUGAGCGAGGGGCGAACAGGCUCACCGCAGCAACCUCCUGCCGAUCCGCCCGCCUCACCUCGUACGAGGACCUCGUUGCUCGGGCUCAACAGUCGCUUCCACCGCAAGAGAGGAAGCACCAUUGUGGCAAAACCGCCCGAGGUGCAUGUAGAGCAGCCUUCCGGUGAGGAGCAACCUCAGUCGUCGACCAUGUCCGCUCCGGUAUCCUCGUCCGCCGUAGGCGAUCUCGGCUUGCAGGGCCUCCCGACUGCAGGCUCCGAUGGAGACACAAUGAUGGUCGACGCUCCUACUGCUGCUGCCAGCGAAUCGAUGGUUCCGCCAUAUCCAGAGCCAAGCAGCAAUGCCGUUGAUCCUCAGACAGAUCCCAAGACGCCUACGGCUGCGACAGCCGCGUCCAAGAUCUCUACGUCCGCCUCAGCGCCGGUCUCUACGGUCAAAUCGAGGAAGAGGGCGAGUACUAUUGAGAGGAUUGGGAUGACGUUGGGUAUUGGGUCGAGGAAGGAGGGAUGAGGGAGUUUCCUGACGCGAUACCACCGCUGGACGACCCCGAACUAUCCACGAACGCUUUUACUCUGUGUGCUCCUCCGCUUCUAUUCCUGCUACUCUAUCUUGGGCCCAUCUUGCUACCUUUGACGACAACGACGACGACAUGACCUGUUGUACUCCAAUUGCGACGUGUCCUAAUGUGAUUAUUAUUCAAGACUAAAUGCUGCCUACUGAUUGUUCCGCUAAUGCU